CCCAGCAUUAUGGGCAUAAGGAUGAAGGCGAAUUUUCAUGACAAUUCAGCACUGCAUGCUUGACGAGCAGCAGACGACAAGGAAGACUCGGAGCGGUUGGACAAAAGCGUCAGAAAGUGUCAAAAAAAGAGGGAUAUAUUUUCCAAUCGCUACUGAAACGUAGUGAACAAUUGAAGGAACGUAAUUUGGAAAUUGUUGUCUCUCAAAGAUAUGAUAGAAAAUCUCGCAGCGAAAUUAUGUUUGCUUCUGUCGGAAAACGCCAAUGCAGCAGAACAAUGGAAACUACUUGGGCAAGAGAAAGACGGCUCGAUACUUAUCGGAUGGGUGGAGGAAUCGGAGAAAAACGAUGCAUGCACUAUAGUCGGCCGUUACGACCAGAUUGACAACAAAUUACAAGUACUGCAUCGUUUUUCGGAAGUACUGAACAUUGUUCAAGCUACGAUCAAUCAAAGUCACACUCUACUGGGAUAUGUGACAAAACAGAAGAAUCAUCUGGAGAUGUCGGAUACCACAGAGGAUCAUUAUUCAGAUCACGAGCACGAGUCCCAUGGAGAAUUCUAUAGAGUAUUCAUUGUGGAGUUAACUACCGAUGAUACCAAAGUGCAUAAUCUAAAGAUAGACAGGUCUAAACAAGUGAGGAUACAAUUUCUAUACAGAGAAAAGGAGCAGCCAAGUGUGGACAAGUUUCUGGUGCUGAUACAUCAUGAAUGUAUUUUAACAUACACUGUUCAUUUCGAUACAUCUGUAAGCCACUUGCGACCGAUAAAGGAACUGAAAUCUGAAACACUUGUAAAAACGUUCAUAUGGGCUCAAUGGGACAUGAUUAAUCAAGUUCUUUACCACAUACAUCAUCGACGAAUUCCCGCGAGCGUGGUCACUGAAAAUGACGAUGAGAAUAAUUCUAGGUCUUCGAAACCAACUCUCAGUGGUCUUCAAUUUCACGAUGACUUGCCUCAUGAAACUGUGCUGAAUAUCCCACUAAACUUACCGCUACUGUCGCCGUCCUCUAGUUGUGGAACUUACGAAGAUGACGUGAUACCCCUACGAGUCCACGAUUGUUCCCUAGAUCUCAUAGUAGUGUCAGACACCAAGGGAAUGGUCUGCGUUUGUCACUAUUAUCUUUACCGACCCGUACAGCCGCCGCAGCAUGUACUUAACUCCCUGAACGAGUCCAACACGGUACAUUUUGCGUAUUCUGUAACAUUACUGCACCACAGUUGCGUGAUCCACUGCGUUAUACCGGGUAUAACGUGGUCACGCGCCAAGUUGAUGAGGCCAACUUUCGCGAUCUACGAGAGCCAUCACAUGAUCGUGUUCGUGCCGGGAUUGUUCGCGCAUCUUCUCGAAAUCGGCGUGAACCACGAGCCCUGCUGCCACAUACUGUGCAGCCCACCACCGUCGAUUCCAUCUCGCGUCUCCUAUCUGGUACCGUUACUCGACUUAGAUAAUGUUAAUAAAGGAGCGAGAAAAAAUUCUCAUCACAACAUCUCAGACAGCAAAAGUAGUAAUUCGGAAGGAAAUAAUCUACUCGCAAAUUCUAACACGAGUAUACUGACAAUAGAUUUACCUACUUUGGAUCUUGUGCAGUUGACGAUUCCUCCGGAUUUUCUCAUCGAAGUUUUUCGCAAGGAAACCUCGGUAGAAGUUCGCUUGGGGAUACUUCAUUAUUUUCUUUGUUAUAAAAAUGACAUAGAAGUUAUCGCGGAGUUAAUGUCCAUAAUCGCCGAGAAACCGCGCUCAUUGGAUAUUCCGCGGUUUAUGCAGGAAAUUCUAAUAGGCAACUCUUAUGCUUUAGUGCAAAAAAAUCUCCUCGCGGAUACCAUUCCCUUGCUGUCCCUGUUACCUGUUACUACCGUAGGGGAUUAUAUGACUUUCGAUAUAAAGAUGAAUGAUUUGGAUAUCACAUUGAGUCACGAGAAACUCUGGAACACAUCAGUAAUGUUACUUUCGCCGCAGCAAAGACUCGUUCCUUAUCGUAGCGAUUUAUGGACUAGACUGUGGGAUCAAUUGAGUAAAAAUGGUGACAAACUGAGAUUCAGACCUAGUCAUAUUACAGAGAAACUGUUAGUUUCUUUAGCUUGUUAUCAACCAGAAGCGUUGUCAAGAUGCAGUACUCCAAUGUCUCCAAGUGGAGGAUUUGUUGCAAUGCCGCUUGGAGACUUUAUGGGCAAUCGGAAUAUCAAGUUGGACUCGGGCUUACCGUUUAACGAAACGGAAAGUUGCACUGCUUCGAAACAAGAGCACAUUGUAUCUGUUAAUUUGCGAGAACUUUCAAUGUAUCUUCUAAAGAACGGCACGCACACGUCGACUAUGCACACACGUGGUUCUUGUACUCCGUUGCAUGUUCAUGCCAUGGCCACAAGAUACGUUGCUGCGCAAUUGGAAUCUUCGCGUAUAUUAUGCCAAAUACUUUGCAGAGCAGCCGGUGUUGAUCCGAGAAUUGAGCAGGAACGUGGCUUUAAUCUCGUAGACCAAUUAGAUGAAGCUAGACGAUGGUUGCUGUUUAUGCUCUUACAGCGAUAUAGAUACGCUACAGAGAGCAUCGCUUAUCCAGUACCACAGGGAUUUGCAUCGUUUUUUACUUAUCUUGGCUACCGUACUCUCAAAUACUCCAUGUUUCUGCAAUACAUUGAACGCUCAGUAUUUGAACUUCAAGUUGAUGUCACCAAAGUUAUUUUAGCUGAUAUCAGUGAUACAAAAGAAAAUGUCGUUCAGAAAUUAAAAUUGUUGUCCUUAUUGCCAAGAUCUCGUGCGAAAAGACUCUUGAAUCAAUGGCUGCAUCCAGUUAGUUUAAUGUUGCGAGCCAGAGAACACGCCGCUAAUAUUCUGUGCGGUGAAGUAUCCCAGAGUCGAAUUGGCAGUCGGACUUUACAACAUCGUAAUCAUCAUAACAGUUUGGCAGCAUUUCCUUCGGCAGAUCGUUUGUCGCCAUUAGAUACCUUUUUGGAUUUACUUACUGCAAAAGCUAGUCUUACAGAAUUAGAUUUCGGGCUAUUGAUAGAAGCGACAGUAACGUCUACCGAAGACUUUCUCUAAUGUAAAUUAAGUAAUAAUCGAAAAAUUUAAGUAAAAAUUUAGUAAUAAUGAAAAAAUGUCUUUUAAAUGUGUCGAUUGAUUCAAUGAUUACUGAAUCAAUUAGAUGGCAAAUUUACUUACGAUUUCUGUAUUUGAGAUUGCAUCUACCUAAAACUUUUAUAAUUCUAAAAUCUGUUAUAUGAAAUUAGUUUUUUAAUUAAGGAAGGAUAAUUGCAAGUACUUAAAAUUAUAAAUUAAAUUUUUUUUUGGCUCGUAUUUUUAAUUAUACAAAAUAGGUUAAUCAACGAGCGAAGUGAGAUGUUAUUUUCUUAAUAACUUUCUAACUAUAUAUAUAAUUGUAUAUUAAAAAUUACAGACCCUUUCGACUAAGUUCUCUUCAGCUGUUAUAAACACAUAUUUUCUUAAUUAAAUAAUCUUUUUAAUUAACAAAUUGACAUAAAUUGAUGAGAUAUCACGUUUACAACUAUUCGUACCAGUAAUUUUAUAAUACUCAUAUAAUAGGUAAGGCUCUAAUAAGUUUACAAUUUAUAGCGGAAGUGUGUAACAAGUUUAAAAUUUGGUCACCUAUGUAAAAUUUCAUGUUUAAUUUGUCGUUGCAUUACGAGAAUUUAUUGACUCCAGUGAUACAUAAAAUUAUUUGGAAGAGUUACCAAGAAGUCAGUGUCAAUGACUCAUGCUAUUCGUUAAUAAUUGUAGGUUACUUAUUUGGUACAAUUCAACUUAAUUGUCGGAUAGACAUCGACCUUUUAUCUCAACGGUUUCCAAUAUGCAAGUCUUACAAUUAUUAAUAAUUUUUAUAUUCAGAAGAAUCUCUAAAGUAGCAAGUGCCAUUGAAAUUUAGUUACCAUUAGUGAUUAUGACACUUAACGUUAAUAAGUGAAAGUAACAGGAAUCCAGUUACUUUGUAAGCUUAAGUACUGCAUAUUGCAGAUGUUUAUAAUUACGUUUUAGAAGUUUUCGCCUUUUAUGCGAAUAAUUUUUGUCUUAGCAUGGAUCGCUAGUUAAAAAAUAAGAAAUAAUUAUUAUAAAUACAAUUUAUUAGAAAGCAUUUAUGCUGUUGUUACUCUAUGUUUUUUAUAUUUUUAUCAGCACGUUUCUGCGCAAGCAUCACAAGUGUGUGGGAGAAACUUACAUUAGAUAAUUAAGUGAAUCGUAAUAUUAAGUUUUGUUGGUGCACAUCUUUUAUAUAUGUGAUUUGAUAUUGUCGAUUUUUAGUAUGUAAAAAACAUGUGAUAUAAUGAAUUAUAAAUAUGCGCAACUAGCGUGAUAUAUCUAUUAUUGGUGUACAUGAGUAUUAUAUUGACAUCAAUACAUAUUAUUAUAUAUAUUCAUUGUUAAAUUUAAAAUUAAUUAUGUAAUAUAAUAUACGAUCCCCCUAAUUUUAUGUGUCCACAAAGAUCGUAAAAUAAAAUUCAAAAAUACAUGCUGAAUACAGAAUUUAUCAAUAAAAAGAAAACAGAUUAUAAUAAAAA
This is a messenger RNA of Solenopsis invicta (red fire ant), 4508 nucleotides long. It is a transcript of the gene pigeon, whose product is annotated as protein pigeon. Gene Ontology annotation, cellular component: trans-Golgi network. NCBI's taxonomy places the organism in Eukaryota, Metazoa, Arthropoda, Insecta, Hymenoptera, Formicidae. The transcript is spliced from 10 exons. The record is from RefSeq and is a predicted model, not a curated record. Gene Ontology annotation, biological process: positive regulation of amyloid-beta formation. Bases 211 to 3036 code for a protein of 941 amino acids.